CAGUAUUUUGUCUCUAUGGGAUUUGGAUUUCAAAGAAUCAACCUUUUUUCUGGGCAACUCAAUUCAUCAGCUUUACUUGGUUCAAUCACCAUGAACAUGUUCAUUGAGUUUCCAUUUUCUUUCCUUUAAAAAAAAAUUCCCCUUCACUUUCUCUGCAACCAAACAUAGCUUUGAUUUUCUCUCCUCUUUUUGAUUCUCUUUUAAUGUACUUUUUUAAUUAAAUGCUCAACGGGAUAUCUCCAACUUUCCUUUUUUGUAAUGUAAUGUUAAAAUUGAACUAACACACUACUGAAAUCAAUGGUCCGUGUAUCUUUAUCACUCUCUUUAGUUUUUUCUUAGCACCUGAUAAGCAGUUAUUGUAUUAAUGAUUUUUAUUUUGAACUUCUUUACCAAUUAUAUGUAGGAAUUUACAUUGCUCAUACUGAUGGAGUCUUGGAGCUAUGGUUCUGAAGGAAAAAACUUUAUUUUCACUGAUGAAAUGGAUUUGGAUGCUUUUGCCAGAAGCAGAAAAACAAUGCUAAGUUGGGACCUCAAACCUUCUUCUACUGAUAUUGAAGUUUUGGAGAGCAUGGAUUUCAUGGAUUUUGGUAUUGCUGAUAUGAACAAGAAACCCUUUUAUGGUAACACCAGUACGGGGAUUUUUGGAGCUGAGUUUGGUAAUGAUUCCACUACUAAAAGUGUAGUUUCCCCUUCUUGUAUGGUUUCUUCUAGCUUAUAUUUUGGUGAAGAGGAAUCUGGUUCCAAGCAUUGUAGUUCUUUGAUGGACUCCAACAGUCAAGAAUCUUCACUCAUUGAUUUGAAGCUAGGGAGAUUGACUGAUCAUAAAGAUGCACAUGAAGGAAAAUUCGCAAAGGAAACUUCCAUCGUUUCGAAGAAAGCUCGAACGACGAGGUCGCUUUCCCAUACUCCUUGUUGUCAAGUUUAUGGUUGCAACAAGGAUCUUAGCUCUUCAAAAGAUUACCACAAGAGGCAUAAAGUUUGCGAAGCUCACUCUAAGACUGUCAAAGUUAUUGUUAAUGGAAUUGAACAGAGAUUUUGUCAACAGUGUAGCAGGUUUCAUUUACUGGCUGAAUUUGAUGAUGGUAAGCGGAGUUGUCGUAAACGCCUAGCAGGGCAUAAUGAGCGGAGAAGGAAGCUUCAUUUCAAUACCUUCUCUGGAAAAUCACAUAAGUUGCUGCAUUCAUACCAAGGUAGCAAGUUUCUGGGGACGUCCGUAUUGAAACAAGCACCUUUCGUUAACCCAAACACAUUUCAAGUAGACUUUCUUCAUCCCGAAAGACAUGUCUACACUAAUCAAUGUCUGCAGGUUAAAUCUGAAGAGAAUCCAAUGCAUAGUUCUCAGUCGGCAUUAGCAAUCACAAACGGGCAGUUGCUAUCAUCAUCUUUCUUUCAUAUGCAUGGCAUUGGGAGACAACAUGUUUCUGGAACAUUUUCAUUAGCAACCGAAGCCUUCGAUGCUCCUAGUGCAGCAUCAAUGGCUAAAGAGUUCUCUGGGGUUUCACGCUCAGAUUGUGCUCUCUCUCUUCUGUCAGCUCAAUCCCAGGAUUUGUCGAGCCAUGCGACAGGAAUGCAAAAGAAUAUGACCGAUCAAGUUGGCCAUGUCCAUAGUUGCUCCGAGAAAUCUUCUGCGAAUAUCUUUUACACGUGUGAAACGAACCCCAUGGUAAUAAGCCAUGCAGGCUCCAUCUCUCGUGCUGGUCAAACUGCUAAUUUCGAUGUUCAAGUUCAAAACUCGGAUCUUUUGCACAAUAGUUAUUGCCUUUCUCCCGAAAACGGAACCACUGUCGAUUUGCUUCAACUUUCAACACAUCUCCAAAGAGUGGAGCAACAACGGAACUCCAUGCAAGUAAAGCAGGAAAACGACGAACUGUUUUAUUUCCUCACCACAUAAUU
Messenger RNA from Hibiscus syriacus, 1893 nucleotides. RefSeq names its product squamosa promoter-binding-like protein 6. Gene Ontology annotation, cellular component: nucleus. The record is from RefSeq and is a predicted model, not a curated record. NCBI's taxonomy places the organism in Eukaryota, Viridiplantae, Streptophyta, Magnoliopsida, Malvales, Malvaceae. The coding region runs from base 425 to 1891 and encodes 488 amino acids. The transcript is spliced from 3 exons. Gene Ontology annotation, molecular function: DNA binding.